AUGAUAUUAUUUGAACGGGAACGUAAAAGAGCACUAAAUGUCCUUAAUGUUAAUAAACAUAGAAAAGCAGUAACAUCAACGACGACGACAAUAGCAACAGAAGAUGAGUUUAUUAAUUAUAAUGAUACAAUAGAUGCACUUUAA
Molecule: messenger RNA, 144 nt
Organism: Entrophospora candida
Lineage: Eukaryota; Fungi; Glomeromycota; Glomeromycetes; Entrophosporales; Entrophosporaceae
Source: the annotation of a GenBank genome assembly